Molecule: messenger RNA, 1647 nt
Organism: Manduca sexta (tobacco hornworm)
Lineage: Eukaryota; Metazoa; Arthropoda; Insecta; Lepidoptera; Sphingidae
Gene: Cwc25
Product: pre-mRNA-splicing factor CWC25 homolog
Exons: 4
Coding region: 239-1582 (447 amino acids)
Biological process (GO): mRNA splicing, via spliceosome
Cellular component (GO): U2-type spliceosomal complex
Source: RefSeq, a predicted model, not a curated record
AAAUUCUGAGUUAAAAUUAGUUUAAAAAAAAUUAACGUUGACAUAUUAUCAUAUUAUAUGACAUCUGUGAUAUGACAUUUACAAAUUACACCAAGAGCAGACAGAUUUUAGCAUUAUGAUAUCAAUAUAUUCUAGUUACAAAGAAUUCGCGUGUUUAUUUAUAUAUUAUUAGCAUUUUGUUCACUCUGUACUUCUUGCUGCAACAUUUUUGAGUGCAGGACAUUAUAAAAGGAUUAAAAUGGGGGGUGGUGAUUUAAAUUCCAAGAAAUCAUGGCAUCCGAACACAAUGAAGAAUCAAGAGCGGGUAUGGAAAGCAGAGCAAGCCGCCGCCGAAGAGAAGAAGCGGAUAGUAGAGCUACAACGUGAGCGUGCUGAGGAGAGAGACCGAACAGAACUCAACAAUAUGAUCAAACAAAAUGCUGCGGCGAACAUGGACGACCGGCUUCACUGGAUGUAUGAUAAACCGGAUAAAAAGGAACAGCAGGAAGAAUACCUGCUUGGAAAAGCUAUUGAUAAAAAGAGUGAUUAUUCAGACAAACUAGAAGCUGAGGCUAUACCAGCUGUUGCUCGUCGGGUGGUGGGUUCCAGUAUGUUGUCAGCAGUUGGAGCAGGAGAUUCUCAAGUAGACUUGGUGAGGAAGAUCCGUGAAGAUCCACUACUGUUGAUUAAAGAGCGAGAGCGGGCUGCUCGAGCUGCAUUGUUAAACAACCCAUUACAACGUCGUAAGAUUGCUGAACUGUUACGGAAGGAGCAAGACCAGAAAAAAGAAAGCUUGAACUUAAAAAAACAUAAAAAGAAAGAUAAAGAUUUAGAUAGUGUGCUAGCAGCAAAAUUAAAUGCUCUAGGUGCUGAAAAAGGCCUUGAUUUGGCUGCUUUACUCGAUUCUGACGAUUCUGAUUCUGAUUCAUCGUCAUCAUCUUCUAUUUUAUACAAACAGAAAUCCAAGAAAAAGAAGAAAAGAAAGAAACAAGAAAAAAAUGUUAAAUCUAAAAAAAGCAAAAAGAAGAAGAAACAUUCUUCAGAUUCAGAACAGUCUGAUAAUCAGAAAAAAAGUGAUUCGUUUGAGAAAAGGCGACCUAGAGAGGAGUCUCCGCACAGAAGCCGUGAUAAUGAAUCCACAAGUCGAAAACGACAUUCUGGUCAAGACGAAACAGUUGACAAUAAAAGUAAAACAAAACGAAAUAGAACAGAUCGCACUCCACCACAAUCAAAUGAUUAUGAUCGACCUCGGCGUCGGCGCUCUCGCACAAGGAGUCGUGAAGAAUAUUCCCGACGAAAAGCAUCACCUUCGCGAGAUAAACAUGUACCAAAAAAUACGAAACGUCAGGGCAUGAGUGAAGAACAACGUGCCGCCAAAUUAGCGGCGAUGGUGGCGGCCGGUGCCGAGCGGGAAGUGGACCGCGGGCGACGCGUGGCGCAGCAACGGGCGGCGGACGAAGGGGACAACAAGCCGAGACCCCAGGGCUUACUGCGCAACGAGGCUCGCUCUCUACCAGAUUCACUCGAAAGUCGCAUUCAUUCAAACAGACAUUAUAUACAACGAAAUAGUCGCCACAUGAAUGAACAUUUCGCUCGAAGGUAGAGUUUUCUACGAUUUCUAUGUUAAGAGUGUAAAUAAGACAAAAUAAAGACUAGAAGAUAAUAUUA